GAUGGCAGCGACGAGCCCGGCACGGAAGCCUGCGCGGGCUUGAGCAGCACGCUGUACUACUGUACAAACGAGCAGAGCGACCCACUGUACAUCUACGCCUCGAGAGUCAACGAUGGCGUCUGCGACUGCUGCGAUGGCAGCGAUGAGUGGCAGGCUGAGCGGAGACAGAUCAGUUGCCCCAACACCUGUGCAGAGGAGGGCCGAGCUCUCCGCAAAGAACGGAGCCGACAGAUUGCCGACCUCCAUGCGGGCAUUAAGCAGCGGGAGAGCCUCAUCAGCACCGCCAAGGCCGAGAGGCUCAAAGCUGAGGAGGAGCUUCGGAAGCUCCAGGCACAGCUCCCAGGGCUGGAAGGCGCAGUGCAGGAGGCCACGGCCCGACUCGACGAC
Messenger RNA from Symbiodinium necroappetens, 387 nucleotides. NCBI's taxonomy places the organism in Eukaryota, Dinophyceae, Suessiales, Symbiodiniaceae. The record is from the annotation of a GenBank genome assembly.